UCUUACUCUACGGAUAAACCCUAAAACCUUCACUAAUCUUCAAAAUUCAUGCUGGCCAGAGGCCAGGCACACUCAAUCCAUGGCCAUUUCCUCCAGUUUUGCUUUAGCUUGCCGUCCCCGUCUUCCUCUCCGACCAUCUCUUCUCCAUUCCGUUCACAGGACGAGUUUCGGCUCUUUGGCAGUAAUUGAAACUUUAGACGAUCCGGAAAACAUCAUUUUAAGCGAUGGCACUCGUGAUUCUGAUGCUCCCAGCAAAAGAGUUGGUAGUGCCCGGAGAAAGUUUGAAUGGACGAAGUUGAGUUCCAAAGAUGUUGGUAUCACUAACCAUAUGAUUCCUAGAUCUACAAGACAGGUUCUUGAUGGGCUUAAGAAGAAAGGUUUUGAUGUCUACCUAGUGGGAGGUUGCGUUCGUGAUCUUAUAUUAAGACGAACACCAAAGGACUUCGAUGUUAUAACUUCAGCUGAACUUAAACAGGUAUUGAGAAUAUUUUCACGCUGUGAAAUAGUUGGAAAGCGCUUUCCCAUUUGCCAUGUCCACAUUGAUGGUACAAUUAUAGAGGUCUCAAGUUUCAGCACCUCGGCUAGAAAGUUUGGUAGGGACUUAAGUUUUGAUUCAGAAAGACCUAUUGAAUUUGAUGACAAGGACUUUGUUCGUUGGAGGAAUUGCUUGCAGCGUGAUUUCACUGUAAACAGUUUGAUGUUUGACCCUUUUGGAAAAGUAAUCUACGACUAUAUCGGUGGACUAGAGGACAUUAGAAAAGCUAAAGUACGAACUACUAUCCCAGCAAAUCGCUCAUUUAUAGAGGAUUGCGCUCGAAUUUUACGUGCUAUUAGAGUUGCUGCUCGUUUGGGAUUCAGUUUUACAAGAGAUACAGCAUUAAAUGUUAAAAGUUUGUCUACUUCAAUUCAAAGACUUGACAAGGGUAGAAUUCUCUUGGAGAUGAACUACAUGCUAGCGUAUGGAUCUGGGGAAGCUUCGAUGAGGUUAUUAUGGAAAUAUGGCCUUCUUGAAUUGAUUCUCCCAUUCCAAGCAGCCUAUUUAGUUCGAAGUGGUUUUAGGAGAAAGGAUACUACAUCAAAUAUGCUUCUGUCACUUAUCUCUAACAUGGACAAGUUUCUGGCACCAGACAGACCGUGUCACACUAGUUUGUGGAUCGUCAUCUUGGCGUUUCAUAAAGCACUAUCAGACCAACCUAGAUACCCUUUAGCUGUUGCUGCAUUCGGUCUAGCAGUGCAUAAUGGCGGAAACAUGUCUGAAGCCAUCAACAUAGCACGAUCAAUCACAAUGCCACACGAUGAGAGCUUCCGUGAGUUGUUGGAAAAUCAGAAUCCUGACUUUUCCGAAUUGAAAUUAGAAGUCCAAAAUAUUGCUUCGUCAGUCAAAAACGCCCUAACUGAUAUGACUGAUGAGUAUCAUGUGUCCAAAGCAAUGGCCAAGUAUCCUAGAGCACCCUACACUGAUCUGGUGUUUGUCUCGUUUGGAUUAUAUUUGAAGACGUGUAGUAUAUUUGAGUGUGCAAGGAAAGGAAGGGAAAGAGGAUUUGUUGCUAAGCAAGGAAGCAAGAUCGAUUACGAUGCUCUAACAUUUGGUAGCCUGCAAGAAUUAAGGCACGUUUUUGCUAGAAUCAUUUUCGACACUGUGUACCCGUUAAGUUUAAGUAACGAAUAAUGGGUUUAUCUCAUAAAAGGAACCAAAUUUGUUUAAUUUUUUUUGAAAUGUAGUGUUCAUGUUCAUCAAUUGUUAGAACACAAAUGAGGAAAAUAAGCCUACUAAUCACCUUCUUAUAUUACAUGUUAUUGUUU
Molecule: messenger RNA, 1803 nt
Organism: Impatiens glandulifera
Lineage: Eukaryota; Viridiplantae; Streptophyta; Magnoliopsida; Ericales; Balsaminaceae
Product: poly(A) polymerase I-like
Exons: 14
Coding region: 80-1669 (529 amino acids)
Biological process (GO): RNA processing
Molecular function (GO): nucleotidyltransferase activity; RNA binding
Source: RefSeq, a predicted model, not a curated record